GUGUGUUCAAUGUUCAUGCCGAUAUGAUAAGGCUAAUCAGAUAAGUUUGAUCGUUCUUCGUAGUAUCAAAUUCAAUUGACGUUUUGCUUUGCUUUGUUUAAAACUGUUUUGACUAUUUGUUCUGUGUGCGCUUGUAAAUUGGGAUUGAUUGAAAUACUUUUUGGAAUCGAAUACAAUUUCCACGAAAUCUUCAGUUAAUUUUGCAUCUAAUCAUAAGCGACAUUAGUUUUGAAAGGUAUCUGUCAAAAUGUUGAGCCCUGAACGAUCUUGGUGUUGGACCGAUGCAAAAACCAUUGGAUUGUUAAUUGGCUUUUCACGAAUUAUAUUACUCUCGAACAUGAUUGUAUUCCGCACAAUAUCAAUGCCCGCCAUCAUAUUCAUUGAAGAAGCCGUGGUACCACUUUUGUUUAUAUUUUUCGAUAUCUGCUGGAUUCAUGGACUUUAUACGGAAAAACCAAAACUACUUCUACCGACUUUGGUGACUGUGACCAUCGAAAUUGUUUCACUAAUUUCGUUAGCCAUCUAUCAAGUCAUGGACAUGGUUUACUUAAAUUACAAUGCCGAAUCGUUUGCAUGGAUAACCGUAAUGUUUGCCAUCUCUAUAGCAAUAGAAUGUUUUGUUUGGAUCACUGGCUAUAUUCUCUACAAGCGGAUGAAAAAAACUCAAGGGUUCCAGAACCUUACCAAAAUUGAAUAUCUUGAUAUAGUCUAAUUCAAACUAAAAUCUAAUUAUUGGAUAAAAAUUGGGGAAAAAUCGAAUGAAAUAAAUUCUUGAAAUUGUUUGUCACUCGAUGUACGCGAAGUGGGAUUU
Molecule: messenger RNA, 811 nt
Organism: Sitodiplosis mosellana (orange wheat blossom midge)
Lineage: Eukaryota; Metazoa; Arthropoda; Insecta; Diptera; Cecidomyiidae
Exons: 5
Coding region: 248-712 (154 amino acids)
Source: RefSeq, a predicted model, not a curated record